CUUCACGAAACGACCAUCACUUCGUGACAAGGCUGACAGUAUUGAUGGCACGCUGGCCUGAGAAUGCACGCCAGCAACGAGAACGACUUGAAUGUCUGGUGCCCACCUUCACGGCAAUAUUAAAAAGACGAAACUGGAAAGAACUUGUAACCCUCUGUCAGUAUGUGUUAAGAUUGAUUGUCGACGGCGUUGUCCUAUGAAUUAAAUACCGACCCCGGAGGCUGGGAAGCAGGAGUCAGCUGACAUGAUGGAGAGCAUUACAAGGCUACUUAACACCCUGACAUCAGCCGUCAUAUAAGCCGAGGGGGCCGCUCUGGUGACUAGUGAAACCACAGGGCACGGACACGUAAGAAGCAGAAACACCUCUCUCCUCGGGUGAUUAUUCUUCAAUGCGAGAACUUGCCCUGCGGUCUGGUCUGAUAUCGCCGUGUGUCCAGAGGGUUGCCCAUUUCAGCACCAGACUGCCCCGGGAUACGGCGGGCCCGGACGCGGACCGAAAUCGACACCCGUGACGGUGCCUUUGAUGCUCAGACACUUUGGCUGAGUUCUCUCCGGUCAGCCUUGCGACCCUGAUCGGCCUCACUGACACCGUAUCCACCCGUCCUUCCGGAUGGAUCGCCGGGCGAGCUUUGCCGCUGCAGCUGUGGCCAUGCUUAUGUGUCUCGCCAUCGAGGCCGAUUCGACAGAGGCCGAUUUAACUUACAUCGUGAUUGGCUCAACAACUUUCACACUAACAGAGCGGGUCCAGAAAUGCUUGGAGACGCUUGGACUCAGCAAUAGCAACAGCACAAACCCUGGCGGCUAUUUGCGCAAAUGCCUUCGCAAACUCAGUACCACGACCCGUGCUCCCAACGAGACUUACUUCAUCAACGCGGCCAGGGAAACUCUCGUAGCUGAGGAAGGAAGCACGGCCGUGCUACGCUGCGAGAUCGUCAACCUGGGCAGGAAACGCGUCUUUUGGUGGCGUGGACAGACUACACUGCUGAGCAGCAUGUACACGUUGUACGCCGACGACCGCCGUGUCAAGAUCGAAGCCUUCAACUCCACGUUCAACAUUCGAAUCACCCGAGUGAGGAAGUCGGACGCAGGGAAGUACAAAUGCCAGGUUCUGGCCAGGAGGUUCAAGUUAGAGCGGAUUGUGGAGCUGGAGGUGCCGAGUUUACCAAGCAUAGUAUCGCUUGAGCCCACCACGCCGCCCUUCUUCGACCAAUCAGACCGCGACCGGAGGUAUUUCAAUCGCACCACGGACGCCAUCUUAUACUGCAACGCCAGCGGGUUCCCCGACCCCACCGUGACAUGGGAGAAAGUUGGAUAUUAUCCCCCGAUGGGGGGAUCGCCGCAAGUGUGGGGGGACACCGUGCUGCUGAGUAAUAUCGACGAGCAGGACGCCGGGGUAUAUAACUGCACAGCCUCCAAUGGGGUUGGAACCAUCGAGCGAUCCAUCGAAGUGGUGGUGCAGUACUUGCCCGUAGUGCGUUCACCCGCCACCAGCAUCCGAGCGGGUCGCGGCCAGUACGUGAGCUUGGAUUGUGAGGUCAGUGCCGUGCCCUCUGCUGAGAUAAUGUGGCGAAGGGACAACGUGACCAUCCAGACUGCGGGCCAGGGGUUGGUCCGCGACGGAAAGCAGUACACCACGUAUAUAUUGGUGAGCGUCGACCCUGACGAAGAUUAUGGAGUGUACAGAUGCACAGCAUCUAACAUGAUGGGGGCCUCCUUUGUGUCCAUAGAGUUACACGGGCGCCCAUUACCACCAAGGGUGACAAGCGCACCGAAGUCGACGAGACGCCACGCCUAUUCCUUAUCAUGGCAGCCAGGAAUGCCUCCCGACGAGUGGCGCCCUCAAGAGAUUCUCGUCAGCAGCUACGUCAUACAGUUUCGCGGCUGGUGGAUACAAAAAACUGGCGCAUUACAAAGAGUAGUUUACACGCACCAGAACCCAUUGAGGGAGGUGAUACCAGCGGUCGAUAGACAGCAAGAGUACAACUACGUCAUACGCGAUCUGAGACCCAAUACAACAUACCAGAUGACAAUCUAUGGUCGCAAUCAGUACGGCAAGGGGGAACCAACGGCGUUCACAUUCUACACGGCAAACGAAAACGCCCCGUCUGCGCCGAAAUUGGCGACAGCGAAUGGAAGAGCAACCUACGAACAAAAGGUAACUCCUAGAGGCUUGCAGUCCGGGGCUGCAGCAACACUGAAGCCGUCAGCCGGUCUGGUCGAUCUGGUUGUCUUCGCUGCCGUCGUUGUUGGAAAAACAUCCUCAUGAAGUUCACUUUGUUUCCUCGUAUAUGCACUUGCAAUCGGAAAGACCGGGGGUCGCUGACUGCCCCACGUUGUACAGGGCUGAAUUUGACUGCCGGGGAUGUUCGCAGUGACGGAAUGGAUCAUGCGAAGCGCCAUCACGAAAAUCGGCACAUGAAACAAACAUCGCAGCGAGAGAACGAUUCGAGGGCGGCUCGGGAAGUUGACUGUCUUGGAUUUUACAGCCAGCUUUCCAAAAACUAACUUUUACUGUUAAGGUCCUUCUGAGAGGCACAAAAUGUUAUUCCAUUCUAUAUAGUCGAGUCAAUUUCAUUUACUGCCAGAAUUCGUGUUCAUUUAGUUGCUUGUUCGAUUUUAUAACAGCGUUUUAUACGUGCAGUAUCGUUGCUGUUUUCAUUUUUAUCGUUAGCGUCAAUAUCAGAUCACCAAAAUGACUUCGGAGACUUUGGUGGUUUCAUCUUUUGUCAACUUUACGAUAUAUUGCACCAUUGACACCUGCCAUUGUCUUAUAUAUUUUGAUUUCCCAAACUACACGCCAGUGUUCUCCUCUGUCUACAGUUCUGAAAUGUAGUCAAGAUAGAUAUAUGUCAUUUUCAUAAAGUACACAUAUAUAUAAUAAUCAGUGUUCUACAAUUGUAUAUGAAAUCGCUGCACAUUCUGCUCGUUUAAAGUUAUUAUGAGAGCAAAAGAUGCAUAAACGUCUUACGCACUAUGUAUAGUGACCUAUAAUGUACAUGUUUUAAAUCGACCAGAAGUCUGCGAGCAACAUGUCAAGUGUCUGCUCACAGAACCAAACAACUUGUCUUUUGCAAAAGGAGUUGGGACGCAUCCCGGGGCGUCUGCACUUUUUCUACUUCUAUGCAGCCUGCACCCAAAUGUAGAAAGACAUUGUAAGACUGGAUGCAGUAAACACACACGCCGCUCCGAUGCUCAAGGGUCAAUUAAUUAAAUCGUAGUAAUUUCCCACGUCAAUGGUUAAAAUGGAUAAGGGAGAAAAGACAUGAAUUAAAAGAGUUUCUGUGUAUAUU
Messenger RNA from Acanthaster planci (crown-of-thorns starfish), 3290 nucleotides. RefSeq names its product neurotrimin-like. Gene Ontology annotation, molecular function: protein binding; axon guidance receptor activity. Lineage: Eukaryota; Metazoa; Echinodermata; Asteroidea; Valvatida; Acanthasteridae. The record is from RefSeq and is a predicted model, not a curated record. Gene Ontology annotation, cellular component: neuronal cell body; plasma membrane; axon. Gene Ontology annotation, biological process: synapse organization; homophilic cell-cell adhesion.